Molecule: messenger RNA, 753 nt
Organism: Fusarium musae
Lineage: Eukaryota; Fungi; Ascomycota; Sordariomycetes; Hypocreales; Nectriaceae
Exons: 3
Coding region: 1-753 (250 amino acids)
Molecular function (GO): oxidoreductase activity
Source: RefSeq, a predicted model, not a curated record
AUGACAAUUAUCCUAGUCACUGGUGCAAACCGCGGGAUUGGUUAUGCCAUUGUGCAAGCCAUCGCUACUCGCCUCCCUUCAUCUACCAUCGUACUCGGGUGUCGCCAAAAGGUUUCAGCACAAGCAGCGAUUGAAUCACUAAUAGAUAGUGGAAUCAAGAGUAAACUUGGCUAUACUGAGUUGGAUAUUGAGGACGACGCUUCUAUCGAAGCAGCUGUGGCAUCUGUGGAGCGAGAAUAUGGCAAACUAGACGUUCUGAUAAACAACGCUGGCAAGGUUGAGCGAAGAUUAUCAGAUAACCUGGCGGAUAUUCGAGCUGCAUCCAAUUCUUGCUAUAACAACCUUAUCACCAGCAACGCUGUUGUUACUCAUGCCUUUAAUAAACUGCUGAGAAAGAGCUCUGAGCCGAGGGUCAUCAUGAUUUCGAGUGCUCGCGGCAGUAUGGCCAGAACAGACAACAAAGAGCUCCCUCCUGUUGCCAACAUUGACUACUGCGUCUCUAAAGCCGGUCUGAAUAUGCUUAUGUUGCACCUGCAAGCAGCCGAGAACCACAGCGAGAGUGAACCCAGGAUAAAGUUCUGGGCUGUGAGUCCAGGACACUGCAAGACGGCUUUUAACGGCUACAGGGGUAAAAAGGACCCCUUAGAAGGGGCUGAGGCAGUGGUGAUGUUGCUUGAGUCGGCCAAAGGGGACAUUGAACCUGGGACAUUUUGGGAGUAUGAGAAUGGAAGCUUUCAGCAAGUUCCUUGGUAA